AUGGCUCGUUCAAUCAGCAUCUUGGCCGCUUCCCUAGCUCUCUUGAUCGGAAACAUCCACGGACAGGUGGCAAUGACUUUCAUGUACGGCCAAACAAAUGGACUGACGGGCAAAGGCUUUGGUACCAUGGAUGGUGCUCCACGCGACAUAUCUACGAUCACCAAGAACCCAAUUACUCGUGACGCAAAUCUUUUCGAUGAUGCCAUGUCGAAAAUGUCACCCAAAGAUUUGCAAGCUCUUACAUCCCCACCUGCCAAAGGCAAAAGACGCUCUCUUCUCCAGCUCCGCAGAUAA
Molecule: messenger RNA, 294 nt
Organism: Puccinia triticina
Lineage: Eukaryota; Fungi; Basidiomycota; Pucciniomycetes; Pucciniales; Pucciniaceae
Exons: 4
Coding region: 1-294 (97 amino acids)
Source: RefSeq, a predicted model, not a curated record